AUGAUAAGACUAAAUUAGUUGGCAGGUUAGGUAAAAGAAAAGAAGGCUUAAAUUGAUCCAAUGGAAUAUUUGUCAUUAUAUGAUUUAUUGACACCUGAAGAAUUGGAAGUUCGAAAGGCGGUUGAAGCAUUUGUUGCCAAAGAAGUUAAAGAAUAUAUAAAUUAUUUAGGUUACUCCAAAAAUAAAUGAUUAUGUUGAAGCUGCUUAAUUUCCCACAGAAAUAGUUAAUGCUGUAAAACCAUUAAAAUUAUUCCAUCACUUUUUAAAUAAGCCAUAUGGUCAUGGAACUUCUUAUACUAAAUAAGGAAUAAUUUUAAUGGAAGCAGCAAGAGCAGAUGCAGGUUUUGCUACUUUUAUUGCAGUUUAGUAAGACUUUAUUUAGAUAUUAGAAAUUUGUUAUUAAAUUAUACAUUAGAAAAGUUUGGAAGCGAAGCUUAAAAGCAAAAGUAUUUAACAAAAACAAGAGAUAUUGAAUAUAUAGGUGGAUGGGGAUUAACAGAAAAAGGAUAUGGAUCUGAUGCUUCUAGUCUAACUUCAAAUGUAAAAAAGGUUUAAGGAGGUUAUAUUUUAAAUGGUGAUAAAAGAUGGAUUGGCAAUGGAAAUAAAGAUGUAUUGAUAGUAUGGGCAAGAAAUUUAGACACAAAUAAAGUAGAAGGAUUCAUUGUUGAAACAAAAUGGCCUGGAUAUCAUGCAGAAGUUAUUCAAGGCAAAUUAGCAUUAAGAAUAGUUUAAAAUUGUUAAAUCACAUUUACAAAUAUAUUUAUACCUGAUGAAAAUAAAUUAGAAUCAGUGACUGAUUUUUAAAAUGGACCUAAUUAAGUACUUAUGCAUUCAAGAGUAAUUGUUCCAUGGAUAGCCUUAGGAGUUAUGAGAGGUGUAUAUGAACAUUCAUUAAAAUGGACAACAACAAGAAAACAAUUUGGAAAAUAUUUAGCAUCAUUUUAAUUAUAAUAAGAAAGAUUGGUGAGAAUAUUGUCAACUUUCUAAGCAUCAUUUUUAAUGGUAUUGAGAUUAUCAAGAUUGGCUGCUGAAGGCAAAGCUACUAUAGGUAUGAUCUCUAGUGUUAAGGCUUGGGUAACUGAUAAAACAAGAGAAGUAGCAAGACUUGGAAGAGAAAUGCUUGGUGGUGAUGGAAUCAUUUCUGAUAAUUAUGUUAUUAAAGCAUUAACAGAUGCAGAAGUACUUUAUACAUAUGAGGUGAAUUUAAUAUUUUAUUUUAGGGAACUUAUGAUAUUAAUAGUUUGGUUGCAGGCAGAGAAAUAACAGGAAUUGGAGCAUUUAAAUGA
Messenger RNA from Paramecium primaurelia, 1286 nucleotides. The record is from the annotation of a GenBank genome assembly. NCBI's taxonomy places the organism in Eukaryota, Ciliophora, Oligohymenophorea, Peniculida, Parameciidae.